AACGGUGCGUUUUUGUCAUUUCAGUGAAAAUCAAAAACGGAAAAUAAAAGAGGAAAUUUUGAGGAUGACAGCUUCAAUUGCGCUAAAAAAUUGUUUUUGUUUUUGUCUCGUGUCAACAACAAUGGAAGUUCUGCAGAAGGCCGGAUCACAGCAACUCAUCUGUCUCAACAUCUCUUAUUUUUCUCUUCCCGCGUAAUCGCCGUCGCAUUUCCCUACGAUUGUUUCUCUCCUUGUGUGGACAAGUAGAGAAGUGGAUGCAUUCUCGCUGAAGAAGCUGUGAUUGUUAAAGAAUUAAAAAACUGAAAAAUGUCGGGUAAGAACGAUCAUCACACGGUCCCUCUUUCGGUGCUGCUAAAACGUGAACUGGCCAAUGAGAAGAUUGAGAAACCAGAGAUUGUACAUGGUCAGGCUAGUCAAAGCAAGAAAGGAGAGGACUUUACGCUGCUUAAAAACGAAUGCCAAAGAGCAAUGGGUGAUGGAGUCACCACGUUUUCUGUAUAUGGGCUAUUUGAUGGACACAAUGGAUCUGCAGCUGCCAUUUACACAAAGGAAAAUCUAUUAAAAAAUGUUUUGAGUGCUAUUACUUCAGAGCUUAAUCGAGAUGAAUGGAUAGCAGCACUUCCACGAGCCAUGGUUGCGGGCUUUGUUAAAACGGAUAAAGAUUUUCAACAGAAAGCACGGACAUCAGGAACAACUGUCACCUUUGUAAUAAUAGAAGGAUGGGUUAUAACUGUUGCAUCUGUUGGUGAUUCCCGUUGUAUACUUGAAUCUGCUGAAGGCGAUAUCUAUUACCUGUCUGCAGAUCAUAGGCUUGAAUUCAAUGAAGAAGAGAGGGACCGCAUCACUGCUAGUGGGGGUGAAGUGGGUCGGCUCAAUGCUGGUGGUGGUGCUGAGAUUGGUCCUUUGAGAUGUUGGCCUGGUGGUCUAUGUCUUUCACGAUCUAUUGGAGACAUGGAUGUUGGCGAGUUCAUUGUUCCUGUUCCUUAUGUAAAGCAAGUGAAGUUGUCUACAGCUGGUGGUAGACUUGUAAUAUCAAGUGAUGGUGUUUGGGAUAAUUUAUCAGCAGAAAUGGCCCUUGAUUGCUGUCGUGGGAUGCCAGCAGAAGCUGCAGCUGCCCAAAUUGUCAAAGAAGCUUUACAAGCAAAGGGGCUUCGAGAUGACACAACCUGCAUUGUGGUUGAUAUAUUACCACAGGAGAAGCCAUCAGCUCCUGUGCCCCAACCAAAGAAGCAGGGAAAAGGAAAGCUUAAGUCAAUGUUUCGCAGAAAGACCUCUGAAUCAACUUCUACAGUGGGAAAAGAAUAUGUUGAGCCAGAUGUAGUAGAGGAAUUAUUUGAGGAAGGAUCUGCUAUGCUUUCAGAAAGGUUGGAUUCAAAAUACCCGCUAUGCAACAUGUUUAAGCUGUUUAAGUGUGCAGUCUGUCAAGUGGAGAUGAAACCUGAAGAGGGUGUUUCAAUACAUGGUACAUCUCAUUCAGGGAAGCUGCGUCCCUGGGAUGGCCCUUUCCUUUGUUUAAGCUGCCAAGAGAAGAGAGAAGCUAUGGAAGGAAAAAGACCAUCAGGAGAAAGACAUGGUAGUGACAGUGACUAGCCUGCCUCUUCAAUUAAAUUUGCAUUUUGUGAGCUCUAACAAUUGUUUAAAAGUUGUUCAAAAUGGGAAUAUGGAGCUUUUUCACAAUACGGAAUCCCUUCAGUUUCUCUUGGGGUUUUGGUUUUUUGAUCCAGCAUUAACUUCAGGACCAAUACACCUCUCCUUGUAACGAUUCCAUGAUUCAAGUGGUAAGAUUCAAAUGAAGAGUGCACUUCAGAUAUCUGUUUUCUGACUUUAAAAAAAUCGUGCUUCCCCUCCCAUAAACUCACGAAUGCAUAGUGACACAUUGGUGGUUAUUUAGUUUUCUGUCUGGAUCCAUUGUAUACUAGUCACUGGUCCAUAGAGCUAACAGUGAAUUAUAGCGGCCUUAAGUGCGAUCUUAUACUAGGGAAUUUCAUGACUUUCAAAUUUGUUGAAAAUCAGGGAAAACCGUGAGCUUAGAUUGCUGAAUGAAUCUGUUCAUGUAGCAUUAAUCUAAUUUGAUAUUUGUUUGACAAGUUGGAACUUGAACCUUCGAAAUAGAAACUCGGAAAUUACAAUUUCUUUUUCA
Mangifera indica (mango) is the source of this 2140-nucleotide messenger RNA. RefSeq names its product probable protein phosphatase 2C 12. Gene Ontology annotation, molecular function: protein serine/threonine phosphatase activity. The transcript is spliced from 10 exons. Gene Ontology annotation, biological process: protein dephosphorylation. The record is from RefSeq and is a predicted model, not a curated record. The coding region runs from base 307 to 1590 and encodes 427 amino acids. Lineage: Eukaryota; Viridiplantae; Streptophyta; Magnoliopsida; Sapindales; Anacardiaceae.